Messenger RNA from Panicum virgatum (switchgrass), 2554 nucleotides. RefSeq names its product glucan endo-1,3-beta-glucosidase 6-like. Gene Ontology annotation, biological process: carbohydrate metabolic process. Gene Ontology annotation, molecular function: hydrolase activity, hydrolyzing O-glycosyl compounds. The transcript is spliced from 2 exons. NCBI's taxonomy places the organism in Eukaryota, Viridiplantae, Streptophyta, Magnoliopsida, Poales, Poaceae. Bases 855 to 2333 code for a protein of 492 amino acids. The record is from RefSeq and is a predicted model, not a curated record. Gene Ontology annotation, cellular component: plasma membrane.
UUCCAUGCAUGCCGCCCUCGCCAAUCCUCUUCCCAAGGCGGCGAUCGAUCGCAUGCCUUGUUCCCCUCUCCUCACAUUUCACAACACUGUUGAUACAUACAGUACACCUUUGGGUUUUGCUCUCCUUUUCGGUUGUUGUUUUUACCUGCACCGGCAACGGAAGGUCCUCCCCUCCUCCCUCGUUCUCCUCCGGGUUUUGCUCUCCCCUUCCUCUUCCACCUGCAGGUGACCUGUCUGCCUUUGCUUCCUCCCGCGACCUCCUUCCUUCCACCGCACCCUCCCUCGUUCUCCUCCGGGUAGGGAGGGCACCUGGGGCAUCAGAUCAGACCCUACCCGGGGACCUAUUAAUGCCCCGGUCGUGACAGAUGCCCGCUGUUCUUGGCACCGGUGGCAGCCUCGCUCUCUGAACCUUUUGCUUGCCCCUGCUCCUUCAAACACCCUGCUCCGGGAAGAACGAACCCCGUGCCGCCGGUCCUGAACUCGGUUUGAUUCGGAGCACCCGGUGUUUUGUUCGUCCUGCAAAAGAGAUUUCCUUCCCUUUUUUCAGAGUCUCCAGCCAGUUUCAGGAGUUCCUUCAUUGCAAGGCUUUCCUCUGUUCUCUCGCUCGCCUGCCUUUUUCAGAGCCGUUUUAGUCCUUGAUUUUGUUCGAGCUGCGGAUUCUUGGCUGCUCUUUGAUUGAUUCUUGACCACGAAACAAGCUCGUCGAAUUCCAUAUAGAUUCAGCUGAUCAAUCAAGUUUAAUCACGCCAGUCAUAUCCCAAGCGAAAUCUUCUACUUCCCGGCCUGCUGCUCUGGCCAGUUCCUCUCCUGAGCAGUGAUCACCCACCCGGCGCAGCGGUUCUUGAUCGCCGUCCAUGGCGGCGGCGGCGGCGGCUGUGCGCGCCGCGGCGGUGGCGGUGCUGUCAGUGGCGGUGCUGUGCGGCGCGGCGCAGGCGAUCGGCGUGAACUGGGGCACGCAGCUGAGCCACCCGCUGCCGGCGAGCACGGUGGUGCGGCUGCUGCAGGACAACGGCUUCGACAAGGUGAAGCUGUUCGACGCCGAGGACGCCAUCCUCGGCGCGCUCAAGGGCUCGGGCAUCCAGGUCAUGGUCGGCAUCCCCAACGACAUGCUCGCCGACCUCGCCGCCGGCGGCAAGGCCGCCGAGGACUGGGUCGCCAAGAACGUCUCCGGCCACGUCCGCGACGGCGUCGACAUCAGGUACGUGGCCGUGGGUAACGAGCCGUUCCUGGAGACGUUCAACGGGACGUACCUGAAUACGACGUUCCCGGCGAUGCAGAACAUCCAGGCGGCGCUGGUGAAGGCCGGCCUUGCCGACAAGGUGAAGGUGACGGUGCCGCUGAACGCCGACGUGUACCAGUCGCCGACGGGGAAGCCGUCGGACGGCGACUUCCGCGGCGACAUCCACGGCCUGAUGCUCACCAUCGUGCAGUUCCUGGCGUCCACGGGCGCGCCGUUCGUGGCCAACGUGUACCCGUUCAUCAGCCUGUACACGGACCCCAACUUCCCGCUGGACUACGCCUUCUUCCAGGGCUCGUCGUCGCCGGUGGUCGACGGCGGCGUCACCUACCAGAACACCUUCGACGCCAACCACGACACGCUGGUGGCGGCGCUCCGCCGGAACGGGUUCGGCAACGUGUCGGUGGUGGUCGGCGAGGUCGGGUGGCCGACGGACGGCGACGCCAACGCCAACCUCGACUACGCGCGGCGCUUCAACCAGGGGUUCCUCGCCCACAUCGCCGGCGGCCAGGGCACGCCGCUGCGGCCGGGCCCCGUCGACGCCUACCUCUUCAGCCUCAUCGACGAGGACCGCAAGAGCAUCCAGCCGGGCAACUUCGAGCGCCACUGGGGCAUCUUCAACUACGACGGCACGCCCAAGUACGCGCUCAGCCUCGCCGGCGGCGGCAACGGCUCGGCUGCGCUGACGCUCAAGCCGGCGAGGGGCGUCCAGUACCUGGAGAAGCGGUGGUGCGUGCUCAAGCCGUCGGCGGACCUCGCCGAUCAGAAGGUCGGCGACAGCGUCGGCUACGCGUGCGGGCUCGCCGACUGCACGGCGCUCGGGUACAAGACCUCCUGCGGCGGCCUCGACGCCAGGGGCAACGUUUCCUACGCCUUCAACAGCUACUACCAGACCAUGGACCAGGACGACCGCGCCUGCGACUUCAGGGGCCUCGCCGCCGCCACCUCCGUCGACCCCACGGCGGGGACGUGCCGCUUCAUCGUCCAGAUCGACGUCGGCGCCGCCGCGGCUAUCAGCUCCGCCAGGGGCGUCGCCGGAGGCGUGGCCAGCUCCGCGCUCGCCGCGCUCGUGCUCAUGUCGUCCAUGUUGCUCUGAUGAGACUGAAGCGUUUCCAAAUAGACCGUACCGUCCAUGCGCAUUGUUUGUCUUUAAUUAGCUUCUGAUGAGAGGAUUCUUGACGCAUGUACUUACUAGUGUUGUUUAUUUUGGUUGGAUAAAUCUUUCUUUUAUUUCAAAAUGCCACGCGUCUCUUGUCAAUUUCUUGUAUGUUCGGAUAAAACGUAUUAUACACUGACGUAUGAAAUCUUUCCCAGUCA